AUCAGAGACCGGGCCAUGAGGACUUUCCCCAAAAACAGAAGUUGCGAAGUUUACAGCGUCUCUGGUUUAGGAACCAGCGCGCCCGCUGGUUCACCUGCACAGCAGGACUUGGGUGUGACAAAGACCACCCAGACUUCAAGCCCAACUCACAGCGAGUCCCAGGCUGCGUCUGACAUCAAGAGCGCAGGGACUAAAUCAACAAAUUGUGGGGCUUGGAGUAAGUGGGCACUGCGAGCCUCCCCCCUCCUACCCCUCUCGGCUGCCAUUGCAAUGAUGCUCCAUUUCCUUGCAUCCUCUCCAUCUUCCUCAGUGUUCUAUCUUGGAGGAAGUGUAGAGUUCUCCAACCUCAGCUUCUCCCCAGACCUGGCAGACCCGUCGUCUACACAGUUCCGCCUCCAGUCUCAGGCGCUAAGCCAUUACUUCUCAGAGUUGUAUGAUUCUUCACCAUGGAGCUCAUAUUAUCAGCACUCAGGAAUUAUUGCAUUCAGUGAAGGAGUGGAAGGUCUUUGUGUGUACUACUGGAGUAAGUUCUCUGCUCCUCCCGCUAUUGCUGAGCAACUCCAGAGAGUGAACCCGGCCCGACUGCAGCGUCGACUGCCAGGUACCAACAAGGUCCUCUUUAGCAAGAACGAGGAACGCUACUACAUGGAGAAGGAUGAGGACACGCUGCGUCUGCUUGGUUUGAAUCCAGAUGACGGAGGUGAUGCUGAUGAUGAUGACGAUGAAGAUUCUGAUGACAAGGCGGAAAAGAUAAAGAAUCCCAACUCACUUCAGAGUGGCAAGUGGCAGUUGGAGCUGCAGGCCAUUUCUUUCGACCUGUAUGCUAAGUACGGGAAUAAUCGCACACUCAGUCUUGUGAGUCCAAAGAAGCCGUAUUAUCAGUGGAGGCUUCGAGUGCCACCCGGCCAUGUCGUGCGACUCGUCAUCCUCACACUUCAAGGGGCGACACCAGGUAGCUGUUCUGCCAACAAACUGUCUGCUUAUGACUUCUUACUGCCGCUUCAGAACAAGAUCAUUGCCAGAUGGUGUGGUCUGCCAGAAUCAGGAACAUCACCUGUAAUGAAACUGACAUCAUCUGGAAACGUCAUGCUUGUCACUUUUUCUUUCAGUCGACAGAGGCAAGGGGCCUUCUUCAAAGCCUAUUUCCAGGCUAUACCCAAAACAGAAUGUGGCGGUUUCCUUUCUGCAUGGAACGGCACAGUGACCUCGCCUUACUAUCCCUCCUACUACCCUCCAAAUGUGGACUGUAACUGGAAAAUCAGGGCUCCGUUGCCUGGAUACCUUCUCUCUGUGACCAUUGUGAUGCUGGACAUUCAGGAUUCGCCUUCAUCUAGCACCUGUGAAAAAGACUGGCUGGAAAUUGGUGGUGUCAAACUCUGUAACCCGAUUGGUGACAGUAGUAGAAAAAGAAUUUACUCUUCUUCUGUCCUGUUACACUUUCACUCGGAUGAGUCUUUGACUCAUAAAGGCUUUUACCUGAUCUACAGAGCCUUCUCUCCUGAAAGUGCUUGUCCGAGACAGUUCCGAUGUGGAGAUGGCAAGUGCAUUCCUCUGAGGAAGGUGUGUGAUGGAGACAAAGACUGUUCUGAUGGACGAGAUGAGGCAAAAUGCAACACAUGUAAGCCAGGAGAAGUGUAUUGUAAUGGCCAGUGCAGACCACACAGACAGUGUAACACCCAGUUCCUAUGUAGUGACAGUAGUGAAGAAGCUAACUGUGGGGGUAAAUGCUACCACAUGUGCCCAAACAAAAUCUGCCUCCCCAAAGCCUCAGUGUGUGAUGGAAUUUUGGACUGCAAAGACCGCAGUGAUGAACUCAAUUGUACAAGAGCAUUGCAGAAAGGAUGCUCUUCCACCUCCUUCAAGUGUGCCAAUGGAAAAUGCUUGAGUAAAAUCAAUCCGGAGUGUGAUGGCAUCAAAGACUGCAAAGAUGGUUCGGAUGAGUUGCGCUGUGGUUGUGGCACAAGGCCCAGAAAGAGGGUGAAGAUUGUGGGUGGAACAGACGCCCAGGCCAGCUCAUGGCCAUGGCAGGUCAGCCUUCAAAUGGAGCGCUAUGGCCACGUGUGUGGGGCUUCUCUGGUGGGCAGCCGUUGGCUCAUCUCUGCAGCUCACUGCUUCCAGGACUCAGAUGCAAUCAAGUAUUCUGAUGCACGAUCAUGGAGGGCAUACAUGGGUAUGCGGGUAAUGAACUCAGUCAGCAACGCAGCAGCCACCAGACAGAUCCGCCGUAUCGUCUUGCACUCUCAGUAUGACCAAUUCACCUCCGACUAUGACAUCGCUCUUCUAGAACUGAGUGCCCCUGUCUUUUUCAAUGAGUUGGUACAGCCAGUCUGUGUGCCUGCUCCCUCUCAUGCCUUUACUUCUGGAACCAGCUGCUUUGUCACAGGAUGGGGUGUCCUGACAGAGGAGGGUGAAUUGGCCACGUUGCUGCAGGAGGCCACAGUUAACAUCAUCAGUCACAACACUUGCAAUAAAAUGUAUGACGAUGCAAUCACUCCCAGAAUGCUUUGCGCCGGGAACAUUCAGGGAGGAGUGGAUGCUUGUCAAGGAGACUCUGGGGGACCCCUGGUGUGCCUGGAACGUGGGCGGAGGUGGUUUCUAGCAGGCAUCGUGAGUUGGGGUGAGGGCUGCGCUCGGCAGAACCGGCCUGGAGUUUACACACGUGUCAUUAAAUUCACAGACUGGAUUCAACAGCAGACGAAAGGCCAGGUGUGA
This is a messenger RNA of Xyrauchen texanus (razorback sucker), 2712 nucleotides long. RefSeq names its product suppressor of tumorigenicity 14 protein homolog. Gene Ontology annotation, molecular function: serine-type endopeptidase activity; protein binding. Bases 16 to 2712 code for a protein of 898 amino acids. Lineage: Eukaryota; Metazoa; Chordata; Actinopteri; Cypriniformes; Catostomidae. Gene Ontology annotation, biological process: proteolysis. The record is from RefSeq and is a predicted model, not a curated record. The transcript has 19 exons.